CUCUCUCUCUCUCUCUCUCUCUCUCUCUCUCUCUCUCUCUCUUUCAAGUUUCUGCAAGAAAGAUCAAAUUUUUAAUCUUCCCCUUCACCAAAAACCCCCCCAACUUUUUGCCUCCUCUGUACAUACCCACCUCACAACAAACACAAAACUCCAUCAUCCAUGGCCGCCAACAAAUUUGCCACCAUCUUGCACAGAAACUCCAACAAAAUCACCCUUAUUUUAGUUUACGCUCUUCUUGAAUGGGUUCUCAUCUUUCUUCUUCUUCUUCAUGGUCUUUUCUCUUACCUGAUCGUUAAAUUUGCAGAGUGGUUUGGGCUUAAGCGACCCUGUUUAUGGUGUUCUAGAGUAGACCAUGUUUUCGAGCCUGAGAGAAAGCAUUCUUAUAGAGAUCUUCUUUGUGAAGGUCAUGCUAUGGAGAUUUCUAAUCUGGGUUACUGUUCGAAUCAUCGGAAACUGUCGGAGUUUCGAGAUUUAUGCGAGGAUUGCUCGUCCUCUUCUAAGUCUAAUGAGUUCUAUCAGAUUUCUAAGAGCUUUCCGUUUUUUGAUGAUGAGAAGGAGGAUUUCAAGAGCUGUUCUUGCUGUGGGGAAACUUUGAAGAGUCGAUUGUUUUCCCCUUGUAUUUUGAUUAAACCGAAUUGGGGGGAUUUGGAUUAUACCCAGAAAGGGAAUUUUAUUUCUGAGACAGAAACUGAUGAAAUUCACGUUUCUCAAUCGGAAGAUGUCAGCGGAAACAGAGGAAUCUCCAUUGUUUCCGGUGGGGAAGAGGGAGAGAAAAACUCCACUUGCUCUGUUUGUGGCUGUGGUUGUAAAGAUUCAGCGGUUCACGAGGAUGAUGACGAUGAUAGAGCUGAUAUUAGUGCUGAAAAAGAUGGGGAUUUUCUUGAGCUGGCUGAAGAUCUGACCAUUUGUAAUCAGAAAACAGUUGAAGUUGGUUGUGAGAAAGAGGAUGAGUUGCCCGAGACUGUUCCUAAUCAUCUCGAGUUCUACAUUGAUCGGGGUGAUGAUCGGCGGUUGAUCCCAGUUGAUUUGAUCGAUUUUUCGGCCCCUGAUGACGAUAAUAACACUAGCAACAUCUUAAGCCAAGUGAAAGAUGAGGAACAAGAACAAGAGGAUUGUGGGAAUGAAGAUGUUGUUUUGGAUUUUGGUUCUAAUUUUGAGAAUCAAAGGCAUGGUGUGAAUGAAGAUUGGGAAGUUAUUUCAGGAGAGAGACUGGCAGAGUUUCUCUCUGUUUCUCUUCAUGAGAACAAGCAGCGAGUUGAAGAGGUGGAAGCCAUGGAUGUGGAGGAAGAUCCAUUAAUGGGAGUAGGAAAAGAAGAAGAAAAAGAAGCUGACGCUUCCAUUGAUGAAGCAAGUCAAGCUCCAGCCAGUGAUGCUCUUAAAGAAGAACUCGAAGAGUUGGUGGUAGCAACAAGACAACCGGAUUCAGAUCUUCAUGAAGUAGAUUUUCACAUGUGGAAUGAUGAACUUGAAGUAGAGAUUUCAAUUGGCACUGAUAUUCCCGACCACGAACCGAUUGAUGAGAUUCAAACUCAAAUUGACCUUCCUCCGCAUCCUGACUUACAAGAAGAACCUUCCCCAAGUUCAUCAUUGGAUGUUGACAGUAUGCAAGUCGAGGAAACCGUGGAAGUUAAGGAAGAGGAAGAGUUCAAGAUCUUUUCUGUGGAAACGAGUUCUCAACCUUCAGACUAUCACAAACCGUCAAGUUCUGAGGUUAAUGAGGAUGAGGAAGAAGAUAAAGUUCCUGGUACAGAAGUGGAAGAGUUCAAGCUCUUGUCCGUGGAAACAUGUUCUCAUCCUUCAGACAAUCACAAACCGUCGAGUUCGGAGGUCAAUGAGAAUGAGGAAGAAGAUAAAGUUCCCGAUACACCCACUUCAAUGGAUAGUCUCCACCAGCUACACAAGAAGCUGCUAUUACUAGACAGAAAAGAAUCUGGAACCGAAGAGUCUUUGGAUGGAAGCGUCAUAAGCGAGACCGAAGGUGGGGAUGGUGUGUUGACUCUUGAGAAAUUGAAGUCAGCGUUGAGAACCGAAAGAAAGGCUUUAAAUGCGCUAUAUGCAGAGCUAGAAGAAGAGAGAAGUGCUUCGGCCAUAGCAGCCAACCAAACAAUGGCAAUGAUAAAUAGGCUUCAAGAGGAGAAAGCAAGUAUGCAAAUGGAAGCUUUGCAGUAUCAGAGAAUGAUGGAGGAGCAAUCUGAGUACGAUCAGGAAGCUUUGCAGCUUUUGAAUGAGCUCGUAGUAAAGAGGGAAAAGGAAAAGCAAGAGCUCGAGAAAGAAAUUGAAAUUUACCGAAAAAAGCUUCAGGAUUAUGAAGCUAAAGAGAAGAUUGCAUUGUUGAGGAACAGAAAAGAAGGGAGCAUCCGGAGUAGAAAUUCUUCAGUUUCUUGUAGCAAUGCCGACGAUAGUGAUGGACUAUCUAUCGAUUUGAACGCUGAGGCAAAGAAAGAUGAAGAUUUCUUUUCAAACCAAGAAACAGAGAAUCAAAACACCCCAGCUGAGGCAGUCCUUUAUUUGGAGGAAACUUUGGCGAACUUUGAGGAAGAAAGGCUGUCCAUUCUAGAGGAACUGAAGAUGUUGGAAGAGAAGCUCUUCACCUUGAGUGAUGAAGAACAACAAUUUGAAGACAUUGACCAUUAUUGUGAACGAAAUGGGAAUGGCUACCAUAAGAACUCGGAUUAUUCUACGGGAACAAAUGGAUUUGAAAAUGGUCAUAAUGCGAAGGAAAUGAAUGGAAAACAUUAUCCAGAAAGGAGAGCAAUGAGCACGAAAGCCAAAAGACUUCUCCCACUUUUCGACGAUGUAGUCGAUGCAGAUGUUGUUGAAGAUGUAACAAACGGAGAUGAACAAGGGUUCGACUCCAUUUCUAUGCAAAAGUCUUUAGACAACAAAUUCGACACAGAAUUCAGGAGGGUUGCUGUUGAGGAAGAGGUUGAUCAUGUCUACGAGAGAUUACAAGCACUCGAAGCAGAUAGAGAAUUUCUAAAGCAUUGCAUUGGCUCCCUAAGAAAAGGAGACAAAGGCUUAGAACUUCUCCAAGAAAUCUUACAGCAUCUCCGUGAUCUAAGGAACGUUGAUCUUCAGUUGAAGAACAUGGGAGACAGUGCCAUAGCGUGAUCGCAAUCUAUCCCACAAUCAAAAAUCUCCAAACAACAAAACAUCAGGUAAUUAAAAAGCCUUACGCAUCCAUUCGCCUUAUUUCGUUUUAAACUCCGAAGAUGCAUCGUAAUCUCUGUCGGAAAAAAAAAACAAAACUGAAUGAACUUGGUUCACUUGUUUCCAGUCCUUGGUAAAUACAUAAUGUCAGUCCUUUGGAGUUUUUAACUGAUGCAACAACCAAAGAUACCAAAACCCAAAACCCGUUUCCCUGCAGUGUUGUCAUCGUCAUCGACCAAAUCAGAAAGCUUCCAUAUGGUGGAGCCACCUGAUGUAGAAAAUGUUGGACUAAGCAAACUAAAGUCCACCCCUCCCGUCUUAGUUGACCCAAAUUUUUUUGUGGGUUGUGUCCAUGAUCAUCAUCACCUUAGAGGGAAGGUGAAUGAAGUUGAAUUUGUGUGUAGGACAGUGAGCUGUAGCCAAUCUGUCAUUUGUUUUUAUGUUUUUUUCUUUGUGAGGAAAGAGCCUGGCUUGCAAAGCUGGAGAGAUCAAAGGCAAAGAUUCCAGUGCCAGGUACAUAUAGCUUUUAGUUUUGUUUAGGCAGUUUUAGAUUUUAAGGACAAUCUUUCUUUCAUUUCUUUUUUUCUUUUAUUUUUUUCUGGGAAAGGGGAAGGAUUUUGGGUAAAUAACCCAUCUUUCUAUCCUUUCUCCAUCAUUUGCAUCAUUUCAUCAAAUGGGGUUUGUUUUUCUUACUAUUUGAAGGCCAAAAAAUUGAGUUCCUUGUACACUACAUCUUUUCAUUUGUAAAGUAUAUAAAAGUUGAGUGCUUUGUCUAACAA
Cucumis melo (muskmelon) is the source of this 3929-nucleotide messenger RNA. Its product is annotated as myosin-binding protein 2. The record is from RefSeq and is a predicted model, not a curated record. Lineage: Eukaryota; Viridiplantae; Streptophyta; Magnoliopsida; Cucurbitales; Cucurbitaceae. Gene Ontology annotation, molecular function: myosin binding. The coding region runs from base 160 to 3111 and encodes 983 amino acids. The transcript is spliced from 3 exons.